AACGCGGCCUCACCCCAUCUGGCUAGCUUGCCGGGUCCUGCAAUAGCGUUAGCGUGCAUAAAAGCCAGGUCUUUUGUACAUACUGUAUUACACACCAUCGAGAGACGAACGUCGAUAAUAGGAGGCUUGCAAAAAUCGGUCCCCCUCGAGUACAGUGAUUUUCAGCACUAAGAAGCCAGGAUGGGCUCUUUUGGGAGGAUUCUAGCUCUGGCACUGGUGACAGCAGUUAUUGCUUAUUCAUCGGCUCACGAGUGUACCCUGACCGGCCGCCAGGGUCAAUACGAAGGAGAAUUUACCCGUGAAAUGCGCGUCAUGCAAAAACAGGUUCUGAGACGCCACAACCAUUAUCGCCGCUCGCAUCGUGUCCCCUUCCUUCGACUGGACGAUACGCUAACCCGCAUCGCACAAGGCUGGGCUCAGCACUUAGCGGAUACGCAUACUUUCAAGCAUUAUCCUGUGAACAAAUACGGGGAGAACCUCUUCGCCGGAACAAGUGGAAUGUGGAACGGUAAAGGCAUUGUAGACGAUUGGUACUCCGAGAUCUGCAAGUACGACUUCGAUGACCCUAAAUACGACCUUGAAACGGCGCAUUUCACCCAGAUCGUAUGGAAAAGCACCCGCCUCAUCGGCGUUGGGUUUGCUAAGGGCAGUGAUGGUAAGGACUACGUAGCCUGCUUCUACACGCCAGGUCAAAUCCCGCAAUGGGCAUAUAAAUAAGGAUUGAGCGUGGGGCUCUUUUCUCCAACAGCUAUGAAAUAUACGUUGCUUAAAUUUAGUGCAUCAUCGCACAUUUGUCCCACAAGUCGACUGGCCAUGCCUGUCAUUGCGAUCAAUGCUCGGGUGUGUGUUCUUCCUCAACGAAAGCAAUAAAGGCAGCACACUGCUGUGCUUUUCUAUGA
This is a messenger RNA of Dermacentor albipictus, 899 nucleotides long. The record is from RefSeq and is a predicted model, not a curated record. Lineage: Eukaryota; Metazoa; Arthropoda; Arachnida; Ixodida; Ixodidae.